Molecule: messenger RNA, 1508 nt
Organism: Perca flavescens (yellow perch)
Lineage: Eukaryota; Metazoa; Chordata; Actinopteri; Perciformes; Percidae
Gene: pde6gb
Product: phosphodiesterase 6G, cGMP-specific, rod, gamma, paralog b
Exons: 4
Coding region: 292-555 (87 amino acids)
Biological process (GO): visual perception; positive regulation of G protein-coupled receptor signaling pathway; positive regulation of epidermal growth factor receptor signaling pathway
Cellular component (GO): photoreceptor outer segment membrane; mitochondrion
Molecular function (GO): 3',5'-cyclic-nucleotide phosphodiesterase activity; cGMP binding
Source: RefSeq, a predicted model, not a curated record
UAGGAUGUGAUGCAACUAGCUUGGGAGGCAGGUAAUGCCGUGGAUAUUAUAUAUAUGUCAAUGGAUAUAACCUCCACGAGGGAGCUAACUUGAUAACAUCUACAGUUCCAAGAAAAUGAAUAAUACAGACACAUAAACAAGCGUCGUGUUUUCUGCAACGAUGCUGUGUUUGGGUGUAAAUGCGGCGAGGUCGUCGGUGUCUUUACAAAAGCUAUCGUCACGACGACUACACUUCCGAGAGGGGUCUCUAAAGCCCACAGCCUGCACACCGGUGUCCCAUAACCGCUCAGAAUGAAUCUGGAGCCGCCCAAAGCUGAGAUCAAGUCGGCCACCCGUGUCACUGGCGGCCCCGCCACCCCACGCAAGGGACCGCCCAAGUUCAAGCAGAGGCAGACCCGUCAGUUCAAGAGCAAGCCUCCGAAGAAGGGAAUCCAGGGCUUUGGUGAUGAUAUCCCUGGGAUGGAGGGCUUAGGCACAGACAUUACUGUCAUUUGCCCCUGGGAGGCCUUCAAUCACCUGGAGCUGAAUGAGCUGGCCAAGUACGGCAUCAUCUAAGGCCACGUUCGCACACUUCAAACCAUCCGCCUCACGCUCCAUCUUCUAACUUCCAAUGGAACUAUUCAAAAAAAAAAAAAAUGACCAUAACGGACUGUAACAAACACAAAAAAAAAUGAAAAAGGAGAAAAAUGAUCUACAAAAAAAAGAACACUUUCUGUCCUCUUUCACCGUAUUUUUCUGUUUCUGCACUUAGGAUCUGUUUAUUUGAUUCUGACGUCUUCACUAUACUGUAGAUCUGCACUGUUACUCUGAACCGCCAGCAUCCUUUCAAUUCUCUCGCUGCUCUUCUUUUCUCUCACCUUUCCCCCUCUUAUUUUCUAUUAUUUCAAAAACGUGAAACUUACGCAAGCAAUAGCAGCCUCAAAUUGAGUUUAAGUGGCAAACCCGUGAAGUGGGUGGGUUCCCACUUCACGUGCUUUAAGGGCCUCUUUUGGCACAUCUCAGAGUCCAUCAACAGCCGGACGUGAAAACACAAAAACCUGAAUUCUGUAGGGACUGGAACACCAGUUUGCCCAUUGCUGAGCGUAACAUUUCAGUUGGAUAACGUUAAUCAAUCAUCAUGACAUAUCCCACUUUUCCUUCUGUUCUGACCAACACUUAGCUGCAUCUAUUUUCUUUUUCUUAAAAAAAAAAUCUUUGUCAUUAUUGUUCUUAACUUGAAGAGAAGUGAACUGUAUACACUCAUUGCCCGGCCCUCGUGUGUUCUCUCUGACAUUCUCCUGUCUGUUGGUUCGUGUGUUUAUGUGUAAAUGUUUUUUGGGUCUGUAGACUGUUAAAAAAUGAAUUGCCCCUUUUAUAAAUAUAAAUAAAGUAGUUUGAACUUGAACUUGAAAAUGUUCUAACCAUCAUAAUAUGUGGAUAUCUGAUGCAUGUGGGGAGGUGCUCUCAGUAAAAAGAAAUCUUUAAAACCAACUGAGAAGAGAACAAAUGUCCAGGAAAUUCCUUCCUUG